AUGAUGCUGUCAAACGCGGAUCGUGAUUCGCAUCAAUUGCCGCUGGCAAACAUGCUGGCGAAAUACUUUGUCUGGAAACAGUUUGACUCUAACUUGUCCGAAGACAUAUGUGUCUACAGCUGGUUAAGGCGCAAGCAAUUAAGCACAGCUCGCAGACAGCUAUAA
Molecule: messenger RNA, 165 nt
Organism: Plasmopara halstedii
Lineage: Eukaryota; Oomycota; Peronosporomycetes; Peronosporales; Peronosporaceae
Exons: 2
Coding region: 1-165 (54 amino acids)
Source: RefSeq, a predicted model, not a curated record